This is a messenger RNA of Dictyostelium discoideum AX4, 138 nucleotides long. RefSeq lists its product as hypothetical. The coding region runs from base 1 to 138 and encodes 45 amino acids. The transcript has a single exon. The record is from RefSeq and is a predicted model, not a curated record. NCBI's taxonomy places the organism in Eukaryota, Evosea, Eumycetozoa, Dictyosteliales, Dictyosteliaceae.
AUGGGUCAACAACUAGCUCAUAACGCGUAUCAAAUUCAUUCGUUUGCUAGUGAUAGUAGAUUAUACAAUCUUGUUAUAAACAUUGAUACACAACCAACUACAUUAUUUGAUGGUCAAACUACACCAAUCACCUCAUGA